GUUUGUAUCUUUUACAUAUCCACUUUUUUUCUCUCUCUUCCCAACCAAAUUUUCUUGUCUCUUCAAGACACUUCUUAAGGUAAGGUCCUCAAAUUACAUUAUAAAUACAAUAGUGUACAAUUUUUAGGUGGAAUUGAGCAUGGAAAAUGAUCAAGUUACAAGCAAGGAAAUGAAAGUUGAGAUUCCAUCAAAGAGUGAAAGUUCUAAUGUGGGACAAGGUGGACUUAUGAGACAACCUAGUAUGACCAAAACUAAUUGUCUAUGUUCACCAACAACACAUCCUGGUUCAUUUCGAUGUAGGCUUCAUCGUAGUCCUAGUCUUCAAAGGACCAAAAGUAUGGAACCAGGAUCAUCAGUUUCUGAUCAGGGAUCUACAUUAGGUCAUGAUUCUAUUGUUGGUGUUGACAAGAAUCGGGUGGAUUAAUCUUCUAUUGAAUUUUAUGUUCAAUUGUAUUAAGAUGCUAUGGUUAUGUUUGUUCUGUAUAAUUGUAUAUUUGUUCCGAAAUCCAUAUGUCGAUCUCUCUUCAUUUUGAAUAAGAGUCCUUUCAUUGAUUCUAAA
Vicia villosa (hairy vetch) is the source of this 559-nucleotide messenger RNA. RefSeq lists its product as uncharacterized. Lineage: Eukaryota; Viridiplantae; Streptophyta; Magnoliopsida; Fabales; Fabaceae. The coding region runs from base 140 to 424 and encodes 94 amino acids. The transcript has a single exon. The record is from RefSeq and is a predicted model, not a curated record.